This is a messenger RNA of Malania oleifera, 3473 nucleotides long. RefSeq lists its product as uncharacterized. Gene Ontology annotation, biological process: regulation of telomere maintenance. NCBI's taxonomy places the organism in Eukaryota, Viridiplantae, Streptophyta, Magnoliopsida, Santalales, Ximeniaceae. Gene Ontology annotation, cellular component: nucleus. The record is from RefSeq and is a predicted model, not a curated record. The transcript is spliced from 13 exons. Bases 155 to 3145 code for a protein of 996 amino acids.
UCCGACUAGCGGGUACUUCUCUCGAGGCUUCUUCAGGGUCCGUGGCGGGGGAGCUCCCUCCCUGUCUCAACUUGCACGUCUCAGAAUACUCAUAGCAAUUUGUCUUCUAAGUUGCAGCUUGGCUAAGGUUCCAGUGCUCAGAUCAAGCUUGAAUAUGGAACAUCCAUGGCGUCAUCGACCAAUUCAAGGUAACGUAUGCCCUAUCUGCUCGAUUACUCACUUCCCAUUUUGCCCUCCACCCUUUCCAGUCGAUCAGAACCCUAUAUUCCCCUUGGAGACCGAUCACUCGCUACGCAGACCCGGUUUUGAUCCUCGAGGAUCAGUGGCUCUGCCCGGCCUGAACCCGACUGAUGGAUUUGGGGAACCGCGGUCUUGGGAUAGGAACCAUAAUUUAGAUCGAGACUAUCAUGGUCAAUUCCAGUUACAGCCUCAGAGUGGAGGUCCUACGAUGCCUAAUGGGAUUUAUUGGGAUAGUUUUGUGCCGUAUAAUCGUGGUGGCGAUGGUUUUGUGAGUGGCGGUGAUAGGAAUACUAAGAGAAUGAGGGUUGAUGAGGUCGGCGCAGGUGGUUUUUUGAGUGAGUAUAAUCAAAACCCUGCAAGGUCCGCAGAGGAUGAGCGAAGAUUGAAGCUGAUUCGCGAUCACGGUGUUGUGGCGGGCGGUCUGAUGCAGGGUGGUGCUAAUUCAGAUGCGGGUUUUAAAUAUGAAACUAAAGGAUAUUUUCAGGGAGGCUCGGUUUCAGGGUUCGGGAGAAGUUUUGUCAAUGCUGAUGUUGUGGACUAUGGGAAAUUCGAUGACUUGCGGGGCAGUAGAAGUGACAUGGCACCAAAACCACCAGUUAACACGGAGAGGAACAGCUUUCAGGAUCCAGGUUCAGGUUCUAAUGAUAAAAAAAGGCCAUUUGGGCGACACUAUCUUCAGAGUAAUACAAAUGGAUUUUUGCCAGAUGUGGACCGCCAUAUAUUUGGAAAUAUGGGCGGUGAUAAGGAUGCAUAUCUCUAUUCUCAUAAUGGAGAACUCCGGCACUCACAUCAUGAACAAGCUGAAAAUCAUUUGCAUUCAUCUUUACAUGGCUAUGGUCAUGAUGGUUUCUCAAGUCUGAAUGUCAACAGUGUGGAACAGGGCUGGCAAAAUCAAGGCAUGGCUGUUCGGCAUGGUACAGAUUGGGAUGAUCCGAAUCAGCAUCCGCCUCAGCAUGUUUCUCGCCUCAAUUCUGAAGUUUAUGAUGAGAAUUAUGGUGCCUGUAAUUUCCAAAGGGAUCAGCCUGGUGAUCUUAUGUCCACUAAGGAACCCCAAUAUUCUCAUCCAUGUAAAUGGCAGGUGAAAUCAGGAUCAAGUGGAUUGUAUCCUGAGCAGAGUAGUAGCAUUCCACUGGAGGAUUGUGGUCCAAGCAGCCAGGUGCCACAUCGACAUGAUUUCUCUUCUGCUGCCCCAAUAAGUGAUGAGAGACAGCAAUUUGAAGUUAAUACUGCGUCAUACAGCAAUUCGGGGUCGAUUGGACAUCAAAAAAUUCCUGAGAUUCCUCAUUAUGCUCCACUGAGUUUAAACAGAGAAGGAGGUUAUUCACCAAUUCCUACCGGCACUAGCAUGGGUUCAGGGAAUGUGGUUAUCAUGCAGGGUUCGGGUGGAUAUGGUGUACCACCUCCUCUUCCUACUUCUCCACCACCACCUUUCCUUGGGGGCCCACUGGGGCAGGCUUCAUCAGAUAUGAAAGCUAUAUUUUCAUCAUCAAAAGCAUCCUCUCCACUCUUUCCCAUUUCGUCUGGUACUUCAGCUCUUGUAGCUUCAUCGUGUCCUCCAGUUCCUGAAGCGCAUUCUUUUGCCAAGCCCUAUUUUCAUAAUAAGUCACAUCUUCAUUCUUCUGGUUUUAUUAUUGAGGAAACUCAAGCAAUUCAUCAAACAUCAUCAAAGCUGUCUAGAGCCGAGGGCCAACCUUUUCCAUUGAAGCAAUUGUCAUUUGAUAAGCCAAAAUUUAUGGAUGCUUCCCACUUAUUUCGGCAGCCACAUCGAGCUACUCGCCCUGAACAUAUUGUGAUUAUACUUCGAGGGCUUCCAGGUAGUGGAAAGAGCUACUUAGCAAAGAUGUUGCGUGAUCUUGAGGUUGAAAAUGGUGGGAAUGCUCCACGUAUUCAUUCCAUGGAUGAUUAUUUCAUGACUGAAGUUGAAAAGGUUGAGGAGAGUGAAGUUUCAGUGAGAGGCAAAAAACCAGUUAUGAAGAAGGUGAUGGAGUAUUGUUAUGAGCCGGAAAUGGAGGAGGCGUAUCGCUCAAGCAUGCUGAAAGCAUUUAAGAAAACACUGGAGGAGGGGGUUUUUUCCUUUGUAAUUGUGGAUGACCGCAAUCUGCGGGUAGCUGAUUUUGCUCAGUUUUGGGCAAUUGCAAAGAGAUCGUGCUAUGAAGUUUACCUAUUAGAAGCGACAUACAAGGAUCCUGCGGGUUGUGCAGCUAGGAAUGUGCAUGGUUUUACCCUAGACAGCAUACAAAAGAUGGCUGGAGAAUGGGAAGACGCUCCAUCCUUGUACUGGCAACUGGACAUCAAGUCAUUAUUCCAUGGAGAUGAUUUGAAGGAAAGCGGGAUCCAAGAGGUAGACAUGGAUAUGGAAGAUGGGGAUUUUGAUGGUGUUUCUGCAUUACAAGAAAGAAACUCUGAGAAGAUUGCAGCAUCUUCUGUUGAGGACUCUGCUCCUUAUGAUUCUACAAGUGAUGGAAGGAGAUGGGAUGCUGAAAGAGACCACCCAGCAGAAGUAAAAGGCUUAGGGAGGAGUAAAUGGUCGGAUGAUUUGGAGGAAAAUGAUACUGCAAAAAGAGAAAGUGUGAAGGGGAGUUUAAAUGCUCUUUCUGGGUUGAUUCAAGCAUAUGGCAAGCGAGCUAAAUCUGUACAUUGGGGUGAUCAGGUUGCUGCUACAGGAUUCUCGAUUGGUGCAGCAAAGAAGACAAACACAUUGGCUCUUGUGAUUGGACCUGGCUCUGGAUACAACUUGAAAUCAAAUCCCUUGUGUGAAGAAGAAAAACCAGGAACAAUCCAAACUAGUGGUGAGUCGAAGCGACACAGCAUAUUCCAAGAACGACUCCGCGCAGAGCGUGAAUCCUUCAAAGCUGUUUUUGAUAGGAGGCGACAGCGGAUUGGACUUGAAGUGGAUGAGGAAUAAAAAUUGAAGAACCAGCAUUUCUUUUGUUCCCCUUUUAACCAUGUAUUUUUAGGGCAUUCACUUUUUAUUUUUUUCAAGUAGUACAACUGCCCAUGAUAAUGAAAUUAGGGAUUUCUUUUCUUUGCACUGGGAAUUGUAUGAUCUUAUUAGCAUUAUGGGAACUGUUGUACAAUUGGUAGAAAUUAGCACGACCCCUACACUUUUUUUUUUUUUUUUUCAUUUGUAACUGUAAAGUGGCGGUAAUAGAGGAAAGUGCCUCGACCGAACUAUGAUUAUAUGGCAUUUUUUGGCUUUGUUUUAUUAAAAUGGAUGAUGGGUUAGAUUGAAA